Cottoperca gobio is the source of this 1255-nucleotide messenger RNA. RefSeq names its product protein phosphatase 1 regulatory subunit 3C2, duplicate b (gene ppp1r3c2b). The record is from RefSeq and is a predicted model, not a curated record. Gene Ontology annotation, molecular function: protein phosphatase 1 binding; glycogen binding. Gene Ontology annotation, cellular component: protein phosphatase type 1 complex. Gene Ontology annotation, biological process: regulation of glycogen biosynthetic process. The transcript is spliced from 3 exons. The coding region runs from base 104 to 1015 and encodes 303 amino acids. Lineage: Eukaryota; Metazoa; Chordata; Actinopteri; Perciformes; Bovichtidae.
UGAGGUAGUAUAAAAAGGAUCCUGCAGCAAAGGGAUGAAGGACUACAGGAAACUUGCUGCUCAUGGGAGUUCAUAAAUAAACAUUGUUGAAACAUUGAAGAUAAUGUUCCCGUCACUAAACACCAGUAUGGAGAUGUCCAGUACAACUGUCCGGCCGGUGGUCGGCCUCAGCUCGAUGGCCCAGUCAGCUGGACUUGCUGAGAUUGCAGUCCUGCUGUGCUUGAACCAAAGUAAACAACUGUGUCCUCAUGUUUGGGUUCCUAUCCUGAAGCCCCAGCGCCCUUGCAUCCGUCCUCAAGUUUCAGAUCAGCUUUCAUCAGACAUCAUGAGCCAAUCCUGUCUGAACCACCUUUACCCAUUUUCCUUGGAUGAUGACGAUGAUGACGAUGAUUUUUUGUUCCCAAUCAAGAACAAACGUGUGAUUUUCGCUGACUCGCGGGGAAUGUCUUUAACAGCAGUGCGAGUGUUUUCUGACGAAGAGGAGCAAUCUGACCUCGACCUACUGCCGUCGCUGCAGGGUUUGGGGAGCAUGACCGAGGAUGGCUACUGCCGCACCGUCAGCACCUGCUGCCCAGGAACGCGACUCAAACUGGGCUUCCCGCAGCCUUCUGCAGAUUUCCAGGCCUUUCGUGCUAAACUGGCAGAGAGCAUUGUUGUCCUGGAGAACUGCAGCGUUACUGAACAGGCCCUCCGUGGUACCGUGCGAGUCAGGAACAUCAGCCUGCAGAAGGAAGUACGUAUACGCAUCACCUUUGACUCGUGGCAGAGCUACAGAGAUGUGCCCUGCACAUACCUGCAGAAACGCUUCGGAGGGCCUCAGACGGACAUCUUUGAAUUUGACAUUGGCAUUCCCAAAGUGCUGGAUGCCAAACGGAGGAUAGAAUUCUGUUUAAGUUAUUUGCCAGGAGGGCAGAGCAAGCUUUUUUGGGACAAUAACAACGGACAGAAUUACAGCAUUGCUGUGUGCGUCAGCUCACAUCUCUGUCGCGGGAAGAAUCUAAGUGAAAGGGCGUGAUGUUCUUGACCUAGAAAUGAUCCUGACACAAAACAUCAGUCAUGGGUAAAUAUUUUUUUAUUACAUUUGAAUUUGUUUUCGAAAAUGCUUAAUGACAUCUUAAGUAAGUGCUUUGUAUAAAAACAAGUCUUUAAAACAGGUCGUCGCAUUCAAUUUUCUUUGUCAAUUUUCUUUCACAUUCAGUCUUGUUCAUCGCACGUACUCUAGACAUGUCCUACUUUCUGGCCACUUACCAGCGCA